Westerdykella ornata is the source of this 2943-nucleotide messenger RNA. RefSeq lists its product as uncharacterized. Gene Ontology annotation, cellular component: mRNA cleavage and polyadenylation specificity factor complex. Lineage: Eukaryota; Fungi; Ascomycota; Dothideomycetes; Pleosporales; Sporormiaceae. Gene Ontology annotation, biological process: mRNA 3'-end processing by stem-loop binding and cleavage. The record is from RefSeq and is a predicted model, not a curated record. Gene Ontology annotation, molecular function: RNA binding; 5'-3' exonuclease activity; RNA endonuclease activity. The coding region runs from base 88 to 2907 and encodes 939 amino acids. The transcript has 5 exons.
CUCAUAACGUGCGCUUCUGAGCGCGAAGUGUUCGCCGUAUAGCGCACUGAUGACAUCGUCAGCAAGAUACUGAUCCCGCGAAACGAGAUGGCGGCGAAACGCAAGCUCGCCGCGAUGGCGCCCGUGGACGAGGACCCCGUCGACCCGUCCGACGAGCUUAUGUUUCUCUGCCUGGGCGGCGGGAACGAGGUUGGACGGUCUUGUCAUAUCAUCCAGUACAAGGGGAAGACAGUUAUGCUCGAUGCUGGAAUGCAUCCUGCCUACGAAGGAUUCUCCGCCAUGCCUUUCUACGAUGAAUUCGAUCUCAGUACAGUAGACGUGCUCUUGAUCUCCCAUUUCCACGUCGACCAUGCCGCCUCGCUCCCAUACGUCCUCGCAAAGACAAACUUCCAAGGCAAAGUGUACAUGACCCACGCGACAAAAGCCAUCUACAAAUGGCUGAUACAAGACUCGGUGCGUGUGGGCAACAUAUCCAACUCGUCCGAGACCAAGGUCCAGGUCUACACCGAAGCAGAUCACCUCAACACCUUCCCCAAGAUCGAUGCCAUCGACUUCUACACCACACACACCCACGCCGGCAUACGCAUCACACCCUACCCAGCAGGCCACGUCCUCGGCGCCGCCAUGUUCCUGAUCGAGAUUGCGGGUCUCAAGAUCCUGUUCACGGGGGACUACUCUCGAGAAGACGACCGACAUCUCGUGUCAGCUGCCGUACCGAAAGACGUCAAAAUCGACGUUUUGAUAACCGAGUCGACCUUCGGCAUCUCGACCCACGUGCCCCGUCUACAACGAGAGACGCAACUGAUGAAAUCCAUCACGGACAUAUUGAACCGCGGAGGCCGCGCGCUCCUACCCGUAUUCGCCCUCGGCAGAGCCCAGGAACUCCUCCUCAUCCUCGACGAGUACUGGGCGAAACACCCCGAAUACCAGAAGAUACCCAUCUACUACAACUCGAGCCUGGCCCGGAAAUGCAUGGUCGUGUACCAGACGUACGUCUCCGCCAUGAACGACAACAUAAAGAGGUUAUUCAAGGAGCGCAUGGCCGAAGCCGAAGCGUCGGGCGACGUCAGCAAAGGCGGACCGUGGGAUUUCCGCUUCGUGAGAAGCCUCAAGAGCCUGGAGCGCUUCGACGAUGUGGGCGGAUGCGUCAUGCUGGCUUCGCCUGGUAUGCUGCAGUCCGGCACGUCGCGCGAGCUGCUGGAGCGAUGGGCGCCGGAUCCCCGGAACGGCGUCAUCAUCACGGGCUACUCGGUCGAGGGCACCAUGGCGAAGCAGAUUGUGCACGAGCCGGAUCAGAUUCCAGCGAUUACGCAGAGAGGCGCGACGAAUACCGCGCGAAGACCGGGCCACAGAGAGGGCGAACAGAUCAUGAUUCCGCGGCGCUGCACGGUGCAGGAGUUCAGUUUCGCGGCCCACGUCGACGGCAAGGAGAACAUGGAGUUUGUGCAGGAGGUGGCCGCGCCCGUCGUCAUACUCGUCCACGGCGAAAAGGGCAACAUGACGCGCCUGAAAUCCAAACUCCUCAGCUUCAACGCCCAGAAAGCCGUGCCGACCAAAAUCUUCUCCCCCGCAAACUGCGAGCAACUCCGCAUCCCCUUCAAAUCCGACAAGGUCGCCAAGGUGGUGGGCAAGCUCGCGUCGUCGAUUCCGCCGCCUCUGCCGCCGAAUCAUCAUCUCAAGAAGCCCAAAUCUGAAGAGGAAAAUGGCGAGCCCAUGGUACUAGAGGGUAAGGAGCAGGAGCACGAGCAGGAUGGACAAGAGCAGCAGCAGCAGGACCAGGCGAAUCCCAUCUCGGGCGUGCUGAUCCAGAACGACGAUUUCAAGAUCAGCCUCAUGGCGCCCGAGGACCUGAAGGAGUAUGCCGUCCUGACGACGACGACGGUCGUGUGUAGAGAGCACUUGACGCUGUCGGCGGCGGGCGUCGAUCUGAUUCGCUGGGCGCUCGAGGGGACCUUUGGCGCCAUUACGGAGCUGGACAUUACGGAUGCGGCCAUCUCGGGCAAGGAGGAGGCUGCUGCCGUGAAUGGGAAUGCGCAUGGGAACGGACAUGCUCGAAAAAAAGAAGAGGCGGAUGAGGAGGUGCAGCGCACGACAAAGGCGUUCCGCGUCAUGGAUUGCGUGACGGUGUAUUGCAGGCCCGGCGGCGGGAGGGUCGAGGUCGAGUGGGAGGGCAAUAUGAUUAACGAUGGCAUCGCGGAUGCCGUCUUGGCCGUGUUGUUCACGGUCGAGAGUUCGCCUGCGGCGGUGAGACAAUCGUCGCGUACGCACUCGCACUCGCACUCGCACACCCACACACACACACACGCACGGGCUCCGCAAGACGACGACGACAUAGCCGCCCAGAAACUCGGCCUCCGCUUCAAGCAGCCGCACCCGCUCAAGACGCCGGACCCCGCGACGCGGCUCGCGCGGCUGCUCAUGUUCCUCGAGGCGCAGUUCGGCGCCGACGCCGUGUCGCCGAUUGAGCUGCCGCGGACGCCGGCGGCGCAUGUGCAGGCGGAAGGGAAAUCGCUUGGUGAUGAUGGUGGCGGAGGAGGAGGGGGGGAGAAGGACGUGGUAAUGACGAAUGGAACACAGGCCGUACAGCAAGAAACGACAACAACAGGACCAUCGUCAUCGCCAUCAGAACCGCCCUUCACCGUCGCAGGCCGCCCGCCACACUCCCCUUCCGCCCCUACCUCAACUCCCACGCCCUCCAUCUCCCCCGCCGACGCCCAGGAACUCAAACGCCUGCACAGCCUCGGCAUCCCAGUUCCCGGAAUCAAGAUCCGCUUCGACGGCGGCAAAUACGAGGCCAAGGUGUGGCUGGAGGAUCUGGACGUCGAGUCGAGCUCUGCGGCGCUCAAGGCGCGCGUCAAGGCCGUGGUGGAGAGGGGGGUCGAGGUCGUUAGUGGGUUGUGGCGGUAGGUAGGUAGGGGGAGCUAUGUAGUACUAUAGGGAGGG